UGUUACACAGGUCAGCCCUAUUCAGUGUAGGAAGAGUCUGUCCAGGAGGAAACUACUUUGCUACACACUUUUUCAUGGGAGGUGAGAAGUUUGACACCCCCCACCCUGAAGGUUACCUCUUUGGAGAAAACAUGGAUCUGAACUUCCUGGGCAAUCGCCCGGUCCAGUUUCCUUAUGUCACCCCCGCUCCCCAUGAGCCAGUGAAGACGCUGAGGAGCCUAGUGAACAUCCGAAAAGACUCGCUCCGGCUCGUAAGGUAUAAAGAUGGUGCCAAUAGCCCCACCGAGGACAGCGAGAAGCCCCAUGUCCUCUACAGCCUGGAGUUCACCUUCGAUGCCGAUGCCCGGGUGGCCAUCACCAUCUACUGCCAGGCGGUGGAGGAGUUUCUCAACGGGAUGGCUGUGUACAGCCCCAAAAGCCCUGCCCUGCAAUCUGAGACUGUCCACUAUAAGAGGGGUGUGAGCCAGCAGUUCUCUCUGCCCUCCUUCAAGAUCGACUUCUCAGAGUGGAAGGACGAUGAGCUGAACUUUGACCUGGACCGGGGAGUGUUUCCAGUGGUCAUCCAGGCCGUGGUGGACGAAGGAGACGUUGUGGAGGUGACUGGCCACGCCCACGUGCUGUUGGCUGCCUUUGAAAAGCAUGUGGAUGGCAGUUUCUCCGUGAAGCCGUUGAAGCAGAAGCAAAUUGUAGACCGGGUCAGCUACCUGCUGCAGGAGAUCUAUGGCAUUGAGAACAAGAACAACCAGGAGACGAAGCCUUCAGACGAGGAGAACAGUGACAACAGCAAUGAGUGCGUGGUGUGCCUGUCAGACCUGCGGGACACGCUGAUCCUGCCCUGCCGCCACCUGUGCCUGUGCAACUCCUGUGCCGACACGCUGCGCUACCAGGCCAGCAACUGCCCCAUCUGCCGGCUGCCUUUCCGGGCCCUUUUGCAGAUCCGGGCGGUGAGGAAGAAGCCAGGAGCCCUGUCCCCCGUCUCCUUCAGCCCCGUUCUGGCCCAGAGCGUGGACCAUGACGAGCACUCUUGUCCCUUUAAAAAAUCAAAGUCGCACCCUGCCUCACUGGCCAGCAAGAAACCUAAAAGGGAAACUAGCUUGGACAGCAUCCCGCCAGGCUAUGAGCCCAUCUCUCUGCUUGAGGCACUCAACGGCCUCCAGGCCAUCUCCCCGGCCCUCCCCUCGGCUCCCCUGUACGAAGAGAUCACCUACUCGGGCGUCUCAGAUGGUCUGUCCCAGGCCAGCUGCCCACUUGCUGGGCUUGAUCGCAUCAUGGAAAGCAGCCACCAGAAGGGCAAGUCUCGGAGCAAAUCCCCCGACAGCACCCUGCGGUCCCCAUCAUCCCCCAUCCACGAAGAGGAUGAGGAGAAGCUCUCCCAGGACUCGGACGCCCCUCCCCUGCCGAGUGGGGCUGGGCUGGUGCUGAGCAGCUCCCCAGAGAGUUUCCUCACGGAGGAGGUUGACGAGAGGUCAUCGCUAAAGCAAGGGAGCCGUGUACCUUCCAUUGAGAACGUCUUCCAGGAUGGCAGCCCUGAGCCCUGUGGGUGCUGCCAGCCUGGCCCACCCACCGACAUCUACCUUCCAGCCCAGGCACCCGACUCCUGUUCUGUUGGCAUCGAGGAGUAAGCUGGAAGGUCCAUCUCCAUGAAGACGCCGGAGCCUCCUCGCCACUGGCCCCACCUAGCCUCUGUUUGGUGGCCCCAGUCCUGACGUGGAGGCCACCGCCUGACUCAACUCUGAGAGCCUGGCCAGGCUGGCAGCAUGGAGCCCUCAGCUCCCCAGACUUUGCCAAGGGGCUGUCUGGACUCCAUUGAGACCCCUGGCCUCUCCUAUCUGCACACCCUUCAUAGCCACGGCUCCAAGGGGCCCUGCGACCCUUGAUUGAAGAGCACAGUGGCCUGUCCCCCUGACAAACCUUUUUUCCUGCGGUCUCUGUAUUUGUAAAUGGUACACAAUGAAGGACAGCCCCUUUCUGUCUUGGGCACUGAGC
This is a messenger RNA of Myotis brandtii (Brandt's bat), 1986 nucleotides long. RefSeq names its product mahogunin ring finger 1, E3 ubiquitin protein ligase (gene MGRN1). Gene Ontology annotation, cellular component: plasma membrane; nucleus; cytoplasm. Gene Ontology annotation, molecular function: ubiquitin protein ligase activity. Gene Ontology annotation, biological process: endosome to lysosome transport; protein ubiquitination; negative regulation of G protein-coupled receptor signaling pathway. The transcript has 18 exons. Bases 75 to 1622 code for a protein of 515 amino acids. Lineage: Eukaryota; Metazoa; Chordata; Mammalia; Chiroptera; Vespertilionidae. The record is from RefSeq and is a predicted model, not a curated record.